Molecule: messenger RNA, 1270 nt
Organism: Jatropha curcas
Lineage: Eukaryota; Viridiplantae; Streptophyta; Magnoliopsida; Malpighiales; Euphorbiaceae
Product: Pectin lyase-like superfamily protein
Biological process (GO): pectin catabolic process; cell wall modification
Molecular function (GO): pectinesterase activity
Source: RefSeq, a predicted model, not a curated record
UCAGCUCUAUUCCAUUAUUUUCUUCCAGAGCCUCUGACCCAGAAUUCACCUGAAGCCAAAUAAAAACUGUCUCCUUAAACAUGCCUUUGUCCUCUGUGUCUCCUUUUAUGUUCCUUAUUAAUGCUUUCAAUGUUGUCUUGGCAACCAUUUUAGUCAGUGCAAUCUCUUUUUCAGGCGACGUUGAUGCCAUUUCCGCGAAUAAAAUCAUAGACGCUCCUUUAUUAACGGAAAAAAUAGGUACAAAUACCACCAUCAAAGUCGAUAUCAAUGGCGAGGGAGAUUUCACGUCUAUCCAGGAAGCCAUUAAUGCUGUUCCAGUGAACAACGAUAAAUGGAUUAUAAUCCAUGUAAGGAAAGGAGUAUACAGAGAAAAGGUACACAUUCCAAGAGAGAAACCUUAUAUAUUCAUAAGAGGGAAUGGAAAAGGAAGGACAGCCCUUGUCUGGUCUCAAAGCUCUGUUGAUAAUAUCGAAUCUGCUACUUUCAGGGUAGAAUCCCCCCAUUUUAUUGCUUUCGGUAUCAGUUUCAAGAAUGAGGCUCCAACUGGGGUGGCUUUUACAUCGCAAAACCAGUCGGUGGCGGCAUUUGUGGGUGCAGACCAGAUCGCAUUCUAUCACUGCGGAUUUUAUAGCACCCAUAAUACUUUAUUUGAUUACAAAGGAAGGCACUAUUAUGAAAGUUGCUACAUUCAGGGCUCAAUCGAUUUCAUCUUUGGACGUGCAAGAUCCAUUUUUUAUAACUGUGAGCUCUUUGGGAUUGAAGACAUGAGGGUGAAGAUUCUUGGGUCAAUAACAGCCCAUAACAGAGAAACAGAAGAUAAUAGUGGAUUUGUUUUUGUCAAGGGAAAGGUUUAUGGUGUUGCUAGUGUCUAUCUGGGAAGAGCAAAAGGUGCUUAUUCUAGGACCAUCUUUGCAAAGGCCUAUCUCUCUAAUUCUGUAGCACCACAAGGUUGGACUAAUUGGAGCUACAAUGGCGCCACAGAUAAGCUUUUCCAAGCGGAGUACAAAAAUCAUGGCCCAGGAUCCAAUACGGCAAAGCGAGCUGCGUGGUCGAAACAACUCACAGAUCAAGAAGCUGAACACUAUAUGUCCAUUGAUUUUAUAAAUGGCAAAGAAUGGCUGCCUGCUUGGCAAUGAAGUACGUUAAUGUUGAAGUUGCAAUAGUAAUUUAUCAGUUACUGUAAAGAUUGUCAACAUUGGUUAUUUUCUAAUUAAUUAUGUUCUUAAUUUAUUAUUAUUGAAAUUUAAAAAAAAAAAAGUCGUUAUUUUCA